AUGUUGGAGUGUGAGAAAUUUCCGGUCUUCAUCUCAUCCGGUGACAACAGCAAGCAGUUUGAAAUCUAUGGGCUACCAUCAAUUGAUUAUCCAGGCUGUGUUAAGUAUGAUCAUUUGCGUUGGCAGGAUGGCUUGCCUGCGCACCAUGGAGAACCUAUCGAUGGGGAUAAACAUCCCGAUGUGCCGUCAAAGGAGUCUAUUGAUGUCGCAGCCUCAUUCAUCAAGGAACAUGUUCCCAUUCUGAAUGCCACACAGCCAGAACAUGUCGACAAGUGCAAAUACACUGUGUCUGAGGACUGUCAUUACAUUAUUGGUCCAUAUCCUGGUUCAUCAAACGUGCUAAUUGGUGGAUGCGGUUCAGGAAGUGGAUUCAAGGUUGCACCAGGUAUCGGCAAGGUACUCGCUGAGAUGGCAUCGGGAAGUCAAACUUCUAUCGACGUCUCGUUCUUCUCUUUUGAACGAUUUCUGAGGCGAUAG
Ostertagia ostertagi is the source of this 477-nucleotide messenger RNA. The record is from the annotation of a GenBank genome assembly. Lineage: Eukaryota; Metazoa; Nematoda; Chromadorea; Rhabditida; Trichostrongylidae.